Molecule: messenger RNA, 1541 nt
Organism: Myotis davidii
Lineage: Eukaryota; Metazoa; Chordata; Mammalia; Chiroptera; Vespertilionidae
Gene: DLX5
Product: distal-less homeobox 5
Exons: 3
Coding region: 218-1177 (319 amino acids)
Biological process (GO): regulation of transcription by RNA polymerase II; anatomical structure formation involved in morphogenesis; cell differentiation
Molecular function (GO): DNA-binding transcription factor activity, RNA polymerase II-specific; RNA polymerase II cis-regulatory region sequence-specific DNA binding
Source: RefSeq, a predicted model, not a curated record
UGCUGCGCCUCAGUCAGCAGUCAGCCUGCCGGAGACAGAGCCUCCACGACUCCCAGCCUCCUCCUCGCCGCCGCCUCCUCCUCCUUCUCUCCUCCUCCUCCUCUUCCUCCUCCUCCCUCGCUCCCACAGCCAUGUCUGCUUAGACCGGAGCAGCUCCACAGCCACCUCGGGCAGCCGCCGCCGCCACCGCAGCCAGGACAGCCGCCACCGGGGAGCGAUGACAGGAGUGUUUGACAGAAGGGUCCCCAGCAUCCGAUCCGGCGACUUCCAAGCUCCGUUCCAGACGUCCGCAGCCAUGCACCAUCCGUCUCAGGAAUCGCCAACUUUGCCCGAGUCGUCGGCCACCGAUUCCGACUACUACAGCCCCGCGGGGGCAGCCCCGCACGGCUACUGCUCUCCUACCUCGGCUUCCUACGGCAAAGCGCUCAACCCCUACCAGUACCAGUACCCCGGCGGAAUUCUUCAGAGACCGACCACCUGGCCUUUCCCACCUUUGGGGGAGGGGCACGUGUCUCCGGGUCUAGCGAAGCCAAGGUGGUGGGUAGGAUGGGGAACCCGAGGGAAGCCUGCCUGGGAAGAAACCCCAGGACUGCAGUUGAGGGUUCUGCAAAAGCGCCAUUGUCUGCGGACAAGCUCUAACCGGUUCUGUUUUGCUUAUUUAGAGAAAGAAGUGGCCGAGCCCGAGGUGAGGAUGGUGAAUGGCAAACCAAAGAAAGUUCGUAAACCCAGGACUAUUUAUUCCAGCUUUCAGCUGGCUGCGUUACAGAGAAGGUUUCAGAAGACUCAGUACCUCGCCCUGCCCGAACGCGCCGAGCUGGCUGCCUCGCUGGGACUGACGCAAACGCAGGUGAAAAUCUGGUUUCAGAACAAAAGAUCCAAGAUCAAGAAGAUCAUGAAAAACGGGGAGAUGCCCCCGGAGCACAGCCCCAGCUCUAGCGACCCCAUGGCGUGUAACUCGCCGCAAUCUCCGGCGGUGUGGGAGCCUCAGGGCUCGUCGCGCUCGCUCAGCCACCACCCUCAUGCCCACCCUCCGACCUCCAACCAGUCCCCCGCGUCCAGCUACCUGGAGAACUCGGCUUCCUGGUACCCGAGCGCCGCCAGCUCGAUCAAUUCCCACCUGCCGCCGCCUGGCUCCUUACAGCACCCGCUGGCGCUGGCCUCCGGGACACUCUAUUAGACCAGCCGCUUUCUCUCGCCAUCUUUUUGGGGACUACUGUGUUUUGCUGUUUUAGAAAAUCAUAAAGAAAGGAAUUCAUAUGGGGAAGUUUGGAAACCGGAAACAAAAAAAAAGAUUCAUGUGUAAAGCUUUUUUUUUUUUUUGCAUGUAAGUUAUUGCAUUUCAAAGGACCCUGACCCCCUCCUUUUUUUACAGACACUUUUUUGCGCAACUGUGGACACUAUCAAUGGUGCCUUGAAAUCUAUGACCUCAACUUUUCAAAAGACUUUUUUCAAUGUUGUUUUAACCAUGUAAAUAAGUGUAGAUAGAGGAGUUAAACUGUAUAUUCUGGAUAAAUAAAAUUAUUUCGAUCAUGAAAGCAAAA